AUGGCUUAUCAAAUACAUACGUCCACACCAUGUCGUCCUGGGAUCCCCAGCGCUUCUGAAUACAUCUUCCCUGUCUCGCCGUCAUGUCGAAACGCGCUGAUUCCGCAUUCGAUUCUGAAGAAGCCAGUGCAGUCGAUAGGCAGUAACGAGAUGCUUUCCAGCCAGACUUCCGACUCAACCUCUAGCAGCACCAAUAAAAAUAACCAAAAUAGCGAAAAGCUGAAAAUCGCUUUACGUCUGCUCACAACCAUGGUGGUCGCCACCGGUGUUUCCUGUGUGAUGAGCCUUCAGUUUUUUCUACAAGUUAACUGGAGCAGUCUCAUAUCGAAAUUAUGUCCGCCUGUCAAUUGGAGUUCUAUGUCGUAA
Messenger RNA from Cooperia oncophora, 366 nucleotides. Lineage: Eukaryota; Metazoa; Nematoda; Chromadorea; Rhabditida; Trichostrongylidae. The record is from the annotation of a GenBank genome assembly.